Messenger RNA from Caenorhabditis sp. 36 PRJEB53466, 2271 nucleotides. NCBI's taxonomy places the organism in Eukaryota, Metazoa, Nematoda, Chromadorea, Rhabditida, Rhabditidae. The record is from the annotation of a GenBank genome assembly.
AUGCCCGUUCAUCAUCAUCACCACCAGCACCACGUGUCGUUUCAGAAGAUCAGUGAGUAGAGGUUCCAUCCUUUAAGACGUUGUUUUGGGUUUAUGAUAAACCGUUUAUCUUCUUCUUUUGCCGUCUGUUUCAAUAGUUGUAAAAGAACCCGCAGCUUUUGUCUUUUUCCGCAGAGUUUCGAAGAUCAAAAAAAGUUUUUAUCAGUGAGCCCGAAAGUGUUUGCCAACACAACAAGAUAGUUUAAUCAGUAAUAUAAUAUAGUUGCCUUUCCACGAGGUGUCUGUUAUCUUUGGAAAGUGUCAAUCAAAGAUCACCAAAGAGGAACUUGAAUUAUUGGGAAAGCAAUUGAGCGACAAUACCACUUUUUGCAGAGAAGAUCUUCUCGAAGCACUCGUCGCACGACAAGAAACUGACUCGUGAUGAGGCCCGUUCGGCUCUUCAUGACAUAGAGCACCUGGCCAAGGAGCUUCACUUCAAGACGGUCUUCGAGCAGCACGCUCACGACGGACACAUCUCUUUGAAGGGUAAUUUCACGGGGAAGCGUGCUUGUUUAACAUUUAUCUUUUUUUAAGGAUUCCUCAGCUUCAUCGCGCCACAUCAUGGCCAUCACGGAGCUCACCACAAGCCAGGACAACACGAAGUGCAUCAUCAUCAUCAUCAUGUGGCUGCCAAGGAUUCGAGCUCCAGCUCUUCCUCGAGCAGCUCCAGCUCCAGCUCUUCUUCAUCUUCUUCAUCGUCGUCGUCGUCGUCUUCUGAAUCGGAAGAUGAGAAGCACAAGAAGAAGCACCAUAAGAAACACGCCAAGAAGAGCCACAAGAAGGUGGAGAGCUCUUCCUCGAGUUCCUCUUCUUCCUCGUCAAGCUCCAGCUCUUCGAGCUCUUCGUCUUCGUCCUCGUCGGAAUCUGAAGAUGAGAAGAAGAAGAAGCAUGUGAAGAAGACCAAGAAGCACCAUAAGAAGGUGGAGAGCUCUUCCUCGAGUUCCUCUUCUUCCUCGUCAAGCUCCAGCUCUUCGAGCUCUUCGUCUUCGUCCUCGUCGGAAUCUGAAGAUGAGAAGAAGAAGAAGAAGCAUGUGAAGAAGACCAAGAAGCACCAUAAGAAGGCUGCAAGCUCUAGCUCCAGCUCCUCCAGCUCCUCCAGCUCAUCCGACUCGGAAUCAGAGGAAGAGAAGAAGCCACGUCACAAGAAGCAUCACAAGAAAGUUGAGAGCUCCAGCUCGUCUUCCUCUAGCUCCAGCUCCUCUUCGUCUUCCGAGUCGGAGGAUAAGAAGAAGCAUCACGGACACCAGAAUGAGCACAAGGAGCAUCACCACGCUCUAGCCCACCAUGGAGAACACCAUCAAGGACAUCAUGCUGAGCACAAGGAGCAUCAUCAUGCCCCGCAUCAUGAGCACGGAGCUCACCAUGAGCAUGGCCACCACGGAGAACACCAUCAUGCCCCGCAUCACGGACAUCAUGGAGAGCACGGAGACCAUCAUACAGCGCAUCAUGGAACCCACCACGGAGAACACAAGGAGCAUCAUCAUGGCCAUCACGGAGACGCCCAUCAUGCGCCGCACCACGAGCACGGACACCAUGGAGAGCAUGGGGUUCACCAUGGUGAGCAUCACGGAGGAGAACACCAUCAUGUGAAAGAGCAUCAUCACGGAGACGCCCAUCAUGGCGAGCACCAAGCAACUCAUGGACAUCAUCAUGAGCACGGCGCUCACCACGGGCAUCACGGCGCGCACAAGGAUGGGACCCACGGAGCUCAUCACAAGCAUGGACAUCACGCAGAGCACGGAGCUCAUCAUGGAGGACACCACGAGCAUCAUGAAGCCGCUCAUCACGGACAUCAUGGAGAACACGGAGCUCACCACGCUCCACACCAUGAGCACGGGACCCACCACGAGCAUGGAGCUCAUCACGGAGCCCACCACGAGCAUGGAGCUCAUCACGGAGCCCACCACGAGCAUGGAGCUCAUCAUGGAGCCCACCACGAGCAUGGAGCUCAUCACGGAGCCCACCACGAGCAUGGAGCUCAUCACGGAAUCCACCACGAGCAUGGAGCUCAUCACGGAGUCCACCACCAGCAUGGAGCUCAUCACGGAGUCCAUGGAGAGCAUCAUCACCACGAGAAGGAGAACCACCAAUCGAAGAAGUCGCACUCCAAGAAGCACUCGAAGAAGUCGCACAAGAAAAGCCACCGUCGCCACUAGACGAGCCGUCCGGGACCUGCUCGUCACUUCCCUAAUCGCCUCUUUGUAUCAUUUGUAUUUUGAGUCCUACUUAUAA